This is a messenger RNA of Vicugna pacos (alpaca), 1248 nucleotides long. Its product is annotated as olfactory receptor 8K3-like. Gene Ontology annotation, biological process: G protein-coupled receptor signaling pathway. Gene Ontology annotation, cellular component: membrane. The record is from RefSeq and is a predicted model, not a curated record. Gene Ontology annotation, molecular function: G protein-coupled receptor activity; olfactory receptor activity. Lineage: Eukaryota; Metazoa; Chordata; Mammalia; Artiodactyla; Camelidae.
ACCCUGAAUUGGAAAUUUGGAUUUGUCAUAUUGGUUCUAGCUCUGCAUCCUAAAACACUACCAGCUGAUAGUACACAACAGCUGUUGACUGUGCUGAUGUCUUUAUCCAGAGUAGGCUUUCUGAUAAACCUGGAUGGAAACACCCAAUGGAACCGUUCUGAGCGAGUUCAUUCUCAUGGGCAUCACAGACCGCCCUGAGCUGCAGGCUCCGUUAUUUGGGCUCUUCCUCGUCAUCUACGUGAUCUCAGUGGUGGGCAACUUGGGCAUGGUCAUCCUCACUAUGGUGGACUCCGGGCUACAGACACCCAUGUACUUCUUCCUCAAACAUCUAUCUCUCACUGAUCUGGGUUAUUCAACAACCGUGGGACCCAAAAUGUUAGCAAGUUUUGUUGUGGAUGAAAAUACAAUCUCCUAUUACUUUUGUGCCACACAAGGAGCUUUCUACAUUAUGUUCAUCAUUAGUGAAUUUUUCAUUCUGUCACUAAUGUCCUAUGACCGCUAUUUGGCCAUCUGUAACCCUCUGCUCUACACAGUCAUCAUGUCACAAAGGGUAUGUCUGGUUCUGGUGGCAAUCCCCUAUCUCUAUAGCACAUUUGUGUCUCUUCUAAUCACUGUAAAGAUAUUUAAUUUAUCCUUCUGUGGCUACAAUGUUGUCAGUCAUUUCUACUGUGACUGUCUCUCCUUGUUAUCUUUGCUCUGCUCAGAUACACAGGAUAUUGAAUUGAUUAUUAUGAUUUUCUCAGUGUUUAAUUUGAUUUCAUCCCUUCUGGUGGUUCUUGUGUCUUACCUGUGUAUCCUUGUAGCCAUUCUCAGGAUGAACUCCACUGGGGGUCGGCACAAGGCUUGGUCUACCUGUGGAUCCCACCUGACAGUGGCGACAGUGUUCUAUGGGACUUUACUCUCUAUGUAUUUGCAGCCCAAGUCCAGGCAUUCCUUUGACACUGACAAAGUGACUUCUAUAUUUUAUACUCUCAUUAUCCCCAUGUUGAAUCCCUUGAUCUAUAGCUUGAGGAACAAAGAUGUAAAAUAUGCUGUUCAUAGGAUAUGGAAAAAAAUAUGCAAUAUCUUUUCUUAAAUUCAUUUUACUAUGUGGUUCCUCUGAAUUAGGCUAUGAACAUUAGGAAGCAUUGCUAUGUGCUCCCUCAGAGGGAAAAGGAAGGAUAAAUGAGUUCAACAUGUAUUUAGAGAUUGACUUCUAAGCACCAGCCAUACUUCUAAGUGCUCUAAAUGCAUUAGUUAAUGAACAAU